AUGGAAAUCAAAAUUUCUUCUAACACUUUUAAAUAAUAAAAAUCAAAAAAACCAAAUUAUGAAUAAGAAAAAUCUUUAGCUUAAGGACCAAAUAGCAGAGUUAUGAGGAUUGAACAUUAAGGAGUUAGAAAGUAUUUUGAAUUAAUAAUUAUAAAAGAACUCUUAAAAGAGUACCAAAAGAUUAAUCUUAAAAUGAGAUAAAGAUCUUAUAAUAGUUGGAUCAUCCAAAUAUUUUAAAAUUAUAUGAGUUCUACGAAGACAAUAAUGAAUACUGUUUGAUUACUGAUUAUUGGGAAGGAGGGGAUUUAUAUGAAUAUUUGUGUAAACAUGAUGAGAUUGAUGAGUAUGAUAUAGCACAAAUUAUGAAGUAGCUAUUUUCUAUUUUACAUUAUAUACAUUCAAAAAAAAUAAUUCAUAGAGAUAUAAAGAGGUACUAAAAUAAAAAUAAUUAAGUGAAAAUAUUUUGGUUGAAAAAUAGGAAGAUGGUUGCAUUUUGAUUAAAAUGAUAGAUUGGGGAAUGUAUAAAUAUAUAAAUAAAAAUAAGUGCAACAUAGUUUUAAAAUGGAUCUAAACUUUAUACAACUGUUGGUACACCAUAUUAUAUGGCGCCAGAAGUUUUUAAGUAAUGUUAUGAUGAAAAAUGUGAUAUAUGGAGUUCAGGAAUAUUGUUAUAUGAAAUAGUAACAGGGAAUUUACCUUUUUAUGCAAGAUAAGCAGAUGAAAUAUAAAGAAGAAUUUUAGAUACUAAACCUAAUUUUGAUUUACCUGUAUUUCAAAAAUGCUCAUCUGAAUUAAAUAAUCUAAUUAAGAUAUUAUUAAAUAAAGAUCCAGAAAGAAGACCAUCAGCAAAAGAAUUACUUGAACAUGAAUUUUUUUAAUUAAGAAAAGAAAGAAGAGCUUCAUAAGAAUUUAAUACUUGUUUUUAAGAAAGUGUAAGUAGAUUAAUAGAAUUUAGAGUAAAGAAUAAACUGUAAUAAGCUGUUCUUUCUUUUAUGGGUUCAUUCUAAUAAACUCCAGAAGAAGAACGAUAAUUAAUUAGAAUAUUUAAUGAAAUUGAUCUAGAUAGAGAUGGUAAAUUAACAUGUGAUGAAUUAGCUAAGGCUUUGAAAACAAUUUAUAUGUAUGAUGAAUUAUAAGCAUAAAUGUAAGCUAGCAUUUUAAUGUAAUAAAUUGAUAUAGAUAAUAAUGGCUUUUUAGAAUAUUCAGAAUUUAUAAUGGCUUGUUCUUAAAAAAGAGUUCUACUUACAGAAAACAAUUUAAAAAAUGCUUUUCAAUAAUUUGAUUUAAAUGGAGAUGGAGUAAUUAGUAUUUAAGAAAUAAAAAAAGUUUUAGAAGGUAAUGAAAGCAUUACUGAUGAGAAAUGGUAAGAAGUGAUUAAAGAAAUAGAUAUUAAUGGAGAUGGUGAAGUGAGCUAUGAGGAAUUUUUAGUUAUGAUGAAAUAAUUAUUAUGA
Paramecium sonneborni is the source of this 1451-nucleotide messenger RNA. The record is from the annotation of a GenBank genome assembly. NCBI's taxonomy places the organism in Eukaryota, Ciliophora, Oligohymenophorea, Peniculida, Parameciidae.